Thunnus maccoyii (southern bluefin tuna) is the source of this 3275-nucleotide messenger RNA. RefSeq names its product solute carrier family 9 member 8 (gene slc9a8). The transcript has 16 exons. Gene Ontology annotation, molecular function: sodium:proton antiporter activity. The coding region runs from base 110 to 2077 and encodes 655 amino acids. Gene Ontology annotation, biological process: proton transmembrane transport; regulation of pH; sodium ion transport. The record is from RefSeq and is a predicted model, not a curated record. NCBI's taxonomy places the organism in Eukaryota, Metazoa, Chordata, Actinopteri, Scombriformes, Scombridae. Gene Ontology annotation, cellular component: Golgi apparatus; membrane.
UUAAGCAGGAAGUGGAGUAGUGACGUCAACACAUACAUGUCGACAUGGAACUGCCAGUGAUUUUUUAUCACAAAACGUCGCUUUCGGAUUUAAACCAGCUUGUUUGAGAAUGAAAGGCGUUAGCUGCAAAGUUUUGUUGCUGUCCCUAUUGCUGUUAUUUGUAAAUAAAUGCGUGCCAGAGCGAGUUGAGAGCGAAAACUCGUUGGACCUGAUUGAGAGAGAUGUCGACGGAGGAAAUGUGAACCAUAAGGAUACUACUCCGGCUGUAAACGAUCGAAAAUUAACACAACAUAAAAAUAAAGAUGGGCCCGAUUUAAACGACCAGCAGAGGGAUGGACAGUCUGUCAGCAAAUCCAAUGACACUGACAACUAUACCAAUGAGACCCUCCACUCUACAAAACCAACUGUCAAGCCGACAACCCCAGCACCUCCAACCCCUAAGCCCAUUCUGCCUGUGCAGACAGGGGUCAAAGCCCAAGAAGAAGAGCAGUCCAGCGGAUUGACCAUAUUCUUUAGCCUGCUGGUUAUUGGUAUCUGCAUCAUAUUGGUGCACCUGCUUAUCAAGUUCAAGCUGCAUUUUCUUCCAGAGAGUGUUGCUGUUGUGUCGCUUGGCAUUCUAAUGGGAGGCUUCAUCAAGAUCAUUGAGUUCCAGGAACUGGCCAACUGGAAGGAGGAGGAAAUGUUCCGACCCAACAUGUUCUUCCUUUUGCUCCUGCCGCCCAUCAUCUUUGAAUCUGGAUACUCCUUACAUAAGGGUAACUUCUUCCAGAACAUUGGCUCCAUCACCCUCUUUGCUGUGAUCGGCACGGCUAUCUCUGCCUUCAUAGUCGGAGGAGGUAUCUAUUUCCUGGGGCAGGCUGAUGUGAUCUAUAAAAUGACCAUGACUGAUAGCUUUGCCUUUGGCUCGCUGAUCUCAGCUGUGGACCCUGUCGCUACCAUCGCCAUCUUUAACGCCCUCAACGUGGACCCGGUCCUCAACAUGUUGGUGUUUGGUGAGAGCAUCCUCAACGACGCUGUCUCUAUUGUCCUUACCAACACAGCAGAGGGCUUCUUUUCCCGCUCAGACAACUCCAUGGUAACAGGCUGGGAGACUUUUGUGCAAGCGUUGGGUUAUUUCCUCAAAAUGUUUUUUGGUUCUGCUGCUCUGGGAACCCUCACUGGACUCAUCUCGGCUCUUUUUCUUAAACACUUUGACUUGAGGAAGACUCCUUCACUGGAGUUUGGCAUGAUGAUCAUCUUCGCGUACCUGCCUUAUGGCCUGGCAGAGGGCAUCAAAUUGUCUGGUAUUAUGUCCAUCCUGUUUGCGGGAAUUGUGAUGUCUCACUACACCCAUCACAACUUGUCUCCUGUCACCCAGAUCCUCAUGCAGCAGACACUGCGCACCAUGGCCUUCAUGUGUGAAACAUGUGUGUUUGCCUUCCUUGGUCUCUCCAUCUUCAGCUUCCCUCAUAACUUUGAAAUAUCCUUUGUCAUCUGGUGCAUAGUCCUUGUUCUUCUCGGCCGCGCCGUGAACAUCUUCCCUCUGUCAUUCCUACUUAACUUUUUCAGAGACCACAAGAUCACACCUAAGAUGAUGUUCAUCAUGUGGUUUAGCGGCUUGCGAGGAGCUAUCCCCUACGCUUUGAGCCUUCAUCUGGGCCUGGAACCCAUUGAGAAGCGCCAGCUAAUUGGCACCACCACCAUCAUCAUUGUGCUUUUUACCAUCCUCCUCAUGGGAGGCGGGACCAUGCCACUCAUCCGCAUCAUGGACAUUGAGGAGAGCCAGUCACGGCGGAAGAACAAAAAAGACAUCAAUCUCAGCAAGACAGAGAAAAUGGGUAAUACUAUUGAGUCAGAGCACCUGUCGGAGCUGACAGAGGAGGAAUAUGAGGCUCAGAUCUACCAGAGACAGGAUCUGAAGGGCUUUAUGUGGCUUGAUGCUAAGUACCUUAACCCCUUCUUCACUCGGAGGCUCACACAAGAGGACCUAUUACAUGGCCGGAUCCAGAUGAAAACCCUAACCAACAAGUGGUACGAAGAAGUUCGCCAGGGGCCCUCAGGCUCAGAGGAUGAUGAGGAUGAAGCGGAACUUCUGUGAACUGAACAAACACUUUCAGUUCAUAAGAAAACAAUGAAUGGACAUUGUGUGUCCUGGAUUGAGGGAGUGUGUGUGUGUGUGAGAGAUAGAGAGAAAGAGUGUGUGUGUGUUAGACACAGAAGACAAGCACUCUUUUCAGUGUCAGUCACAUGCACUCCUUGUUUGUUCACCUGCCACCAAAUUUAUGUGACAGAAGAGUCUCAGUCAGUGCCCACUCUGCUGGAACGUGUAAAAUCAGAGGAACCUCAGAAAAACUGGAUGAGAGGAAAACAAAUAUGUGAAAAAUGACGUUCCGCCAUAUGAAUGCCAUAUUGUCACUAAUCUGUUUGAGCAGCACAUGAGAAAGUUGGUUGAUCCUGAAAACCUUUCCCAUGUGUUUCAUUUAUAAAUGUUUGAUCUGAAAGGAAGCUUGGAGGGAAAUUUUCUAUGUAAAGCAAUACUAGAGCACCUUUUCACGUUUGUAUUGUUCAUUGCUGUGUGGCACUAGCUUGAAGUUUUACUUUGUUUCAGGGGAAUGAUGCAACAAAUUGUCAGGCUCCGUUUUAAAAGUGGAAAUUGUAAAAAGCUGCAGAUCGCUGCUUUGAACUGUUAAUUUAGAUUUAAUUCUCUCUGGGUUUCCAUGUUUGUAUGCACCCCAUUGAUGAUUCACAGGUUAUGUAUAAAAAACAUAUAUACAUACAUAUUUAAUGACAAUAAAAUACAAAAAGUGACGUAUGAGCUACUACUGCACCUUCCAGCUACAAGGCAACAAAGAGAAAUAUGGGAGUGUUAAAACUAGUGAAACUUGUUGGGCAAAACUAAUCAUUUUCAAAACAUUCAAACACCUAGCUUACAGGAGAAUAAUAACGCUCAAGGAAGUUGGAAAAUGCUUUUAUUUCUGAGAAUGUCUACAGUUUGAUUUCCAGAAAUGAACUUUUCUGUGUUUAUUUUCAUUCCCUGGCAAGGAUCCUGCCACUACACUGUGUAUAACUUGGAAAUGUUGCUGUUGUGGUUUUUCGCUAUGGGUUUCUAAUGAAGAUAGACACCAAUGAAUGUGUGAUUAACUAGGAAUAAUGUCUUGUGGUUGUCUAUGUAUUUUUUUUCUAUUUAUUUAUCAAAUGUUUAUGUGCCGUUUUGGGGAUAAAGGCUUUUAUACGAGCUCUAUGAGCACAGCAGGAUUCUAAAAAGAAAAUCUAUAAUAAAUCAUAUCAAUAUCCUA